GUGUGUGCAGCACCAGGCUGUCUUGCAGCAUGCUAGAUCCUGAGGGCAGUGUGGAGCACAAGGCUUCCUCCUCCAAAGUUUUUCUCAUCCCUCUAGCCAUGUUCCUUGCCUUAGCAACGCUGCUUUUCUUAGCAUUCGCCACCUCCCAGCAGAAAGAGACUGAUUUUUAUACAUUUAAAGUGGUAAACAUCAGGGGCAAGCUAGUCUCUCUGGAGAAAUACAGAGGCUCGGUGUCUCUGGUUGUCAAUGUUGCAAGUGAGUGCGGAUUUACAGACAGCCACUACAAAGCUCUACAACAGUUACAGAAACACCUUGGCCCACAUCAUUUUAAUGUGCUGGCAUUCCCAUGUAAUCAAUUUGGGCAGCAAGAGCCAGACAGUGACAAAGAAAUUGAGAGUUUUGCCCGAAAGACUUAUGGUGUCUCCUUCCCUAUGUUCAGCAAAACUGCAGUUACAGGUGCUGGUGCUAAUGCUGCCUUCAAAUAUUUAAUUGAAUCCACAGGAGAAGAACCAACCUGGAACUUCUGGAAAUACCUGGUAGCUCCUAAUGGGAAAGCAGUAAAGGCUUGGGACUCUACUGUUACUGUUGAAGAAAUUAAACCUUACAUUACUGAGCUUGUGAGGAAAAUCAUCCUGAAGAAGAAAGAUGAACUGUAAUUUUCAAAAGUCCCAUCAUAUCUAUUAUACCUUGAUUGAUAAUUAGGACUGUAAUUUAACUGUUUGCAUUCCAAAAGAGGAAAGAGAGGGACAGGAAAUCAUAACAACUAAUUGAAGUUUAAACACGGGAAACAAUAACCCAAUGUGGUAAAAGGGGAUUUAACUUAAACUUCUGCUAUCGUUCUAAAGCAGGGGUGGGGAAUAAUUUUUGAAGGGGGGCCACUUCACAAAUUUUGGAAGUAGUUGUGGAUUGCCCCAGAAGGGGUGGGGUCUUGCACUUCAAAGCAAGGUAGGAGAAAAAAGGCCCAGCAACCUGAACCAAGCAAAGCACUGAUUAAAAAGUCUAUUUCAGGGGUUUUCAAACUGGAGGUCGUGACCCCUCAAGGGGUCGCAAGGUUUCUCCAUGACAGGUCAGGAGCUGGCAGCCUCCAUCCCCAAACCCCAGUAAAUAUUUGUUUUAAUUUACAAAGGGGGUCACACACAGAAUUGCUGUGUGAAAGGGGUCACCAAUACAAAAGUUGGAGAUCCAUAGGUCUGUGCCUUCUGAAGCAACGACCAGCAAUAAGUUCUCUGGGGAUUUUGAAGAAAGUGGGGGACAAAUGCUGAGCAUAUGUAUAUGCUUGUUGGUGGGGAAGAUGUCAGGACCAAAUGCAUCUCUGGUACAACUUCAAUAGAGUUUGCGGAGUUACAUUCAGGAUCAAUUAGACCCAAGGUCUACAAGAUACUUGUACAUAUUUUUAUGGCUCAAUAGGGAUAGGACAGGAGGCAAUGCAAGCCUCUGAAAUUUAGAUGAAUUAUAAUCAAAUCUGAAAUAUUGUUUUCCCCACACCCAAAAAAGAGUAUGAAUACUAGUUUCCAUGCAGAGACCUUUUAACUACACACUGGUUUCUACUACCCUCUUCCUGCAGCAGACUGCUCCAAACCAACUUGACAUCAACUUAGUCUUCAUCCAUAAACCUCAUUUCUAUCAGUCAAUGGUCGAGCCAUACAUCUGAGAAUCGGGAGACAAAAACCCCUAGAAUAAAUUUACAUUGAACAACAAGCAAGGCAACAAAUAAAAUCUGUACAAGAAAACCAGCCCAACCCAUUUUGAGCAAUGGCACGUCCUAAACCAAGUGUUUCAGUCUAUAGAAGUUAAAGGUAUAAGAGAGGAAAACACAGAAAGAAAAAUUUGCCCUUUGUAACAACUGCUUCUAUUUAAAUAGCAGUUGAAAGGACUUGCGCCAACCCAGCUCCCAGGCAACGAGCUAGUGGCAGGGCUGAAACUGGGAGCCCUUUCAACUGCUUCUAUUUAAAGGGCUCACGCCUUUCCCACGACUGCUAAUGUAUUGCUUGGCAGCCACGGAGAAGGCACAAACCCUUUAAAUAGAAGUAGUUGAAAGGAUUCGCACUUUCCUGGCUCCCAAGCAGUGUGUUAGAGGGAGGGGCUAGGAGCUGCCACGUGAGCUGGAUGAAAGAGCUAGGUGGGCCAGAUCCAGCCCGCUGAGGGGCUCUUGCGAAGCACUGUUCGAAAGUGACUGAACUGAAUUUGUGACUUGGAAAACAAAUCUGCAGCCAUUUAUUUUACUAUCUCAGGGUAUGUCUACACUACUCUCCUAGUUCGAACUAGGAGGGUAAUGUAGGCAUACCGCACUUGCAAAUGA
Messenger RNA from Pelodiscus sinensis (Chinese soft-shelled turtle), 2299 nucleotides. RefSeq names its product glutathione peroxidase 7 (gene GPX7). Gene Ontology annotation, molecular function: glutathione peroxidase activity. Lineage: Eukaryota; Metazoa; Chordata; Testudines; Trionychidae. Gene Ontology annotation, biological process: response to oxidative stress. The record is from RefSeq and is a predicted model, not a curated record.